AUGUCUGCUUUAGCGCCUUCAGACCCUUCCCAGGCGUCCUUGUCAGCUCCCAAGCAGAAGAGCAGCAAGAAGAAGAAGAAGAGCGCCAAGGGAAAGAGUAACGGCGAUGCCAUCAAAUCGCAGGAUGCUGAAAAGGACAGCUCGCUGGAGGUUGGCGGUGGUGGUGAAGGGGAGCCCGAGGAUUCGGAGCAGUCAGCCUUGAAUACUCCGAGUGAAGCACAAUUCCCGGGAAGCAUCCACUCGCAGACGAACGGCCACAAUCAUGAUGAUACGAGUCGGCAUGCAGUUGCUCCUUCGAACCUAGCACCUGCUGCUAGUCCUUUGACGACCAACCGGAAAACGGAAGAUAAUAUGGACAGCAAUGCGUCGGAUACCUCUGAUGCCAGCGUUCGAUUGGAAGCGAUGUCACAAGAACGUGAAGCAUUACGUGCCGAAGUAGAGCAAUUACGGAAGUCGUUAGAGGAUAUACAAGGCAAACACGCGGAAGAGAUAUCCAAAAUAAAGGAUGAGCAUGUGGGGAAGGUAUCAACCAUUCGGACCCAACAUACGGAAGAGGUUUCGGUGAUCAAGGAGCAUCAUACGGAGGAAAUGUCAACCGUGCGAGCAGAGCUAGAGGAAAGUGAAUCCGCAAAAGAACAUGCCGAGACCCAAUACCAGCACCUUCUAGGCCGUAUCAAUACAAUCAAAGCAAGUCUAGGGGAGCGUUUAAAAGCGGACAAACAAGAACUAGCAGAGGCGAAGGAGCAGAUAGAGGAACUCGAGUCUCAAAAUAAGAGCCUCCAAAAACGCGUCCAGGAUUUGGAGGCGGAUGUGAAGCGCUUAGAGGCUGAAUCCCAGGACUCUUCGAAAGAGCUAUCAAGUCUACGGAACCGGCACAAUCUGUCACAGCAAAAUUGGGUCCACGAACGGGAGGAUUUGAUACAACAGGCUGGGCAAUUGAAGGAUGAAGCAGAAGCAGCUAAGGAGGCAAUGGGCGACUGGGAAGUCCUCGCCAUGGAGGAGAGAUCCAUGCGGGAAGGACUGGCGGAUAGGAUUAAGGACCUGGAGGAGCAAUUCUCCACCCAAAAGGAGGCAUAUGAGGCGGCAGUGAGCGAGAGGGACAGCCAAUCUCAAGCACUGGAGGGUAUACAGAGAGCCCUGCAGGAAGUCCAGGAGGCCCGAAAACGAGAAUUGCGUGAAAUGGUUGAAUCCUAUGAGGAACAACUAGGCGGUUUGAAGAAGCUUGUCCAGGAGUCAGAUUCACGAGCUCAAGGGGCCGUGGAAGGGAAGGAUGCCUUGCAAAUGGAGCUCGAUAGGUUAACGCCUUUUGAAAAGGAGGUGAAGGAAAAGAAUCUCCUGAUUGGAAAGCUUCGCCAUGAGGCAAUCGUUCUUAAUGAUCACCUCACCAAAGCCUUACGGUUCCUCAAGAAGGCGAAACCGGAGGAUAACAUUGAUCGUCAAAUCGUAACCAACCAUUUCCUGCAUUUCCUAGCACUAGACCGGUCAGAUCCCAAGAAAUUUCAGAUCUUGCAGUUAAUUUCUGCGCUUCUUAAUUGGACCGAUGAGCAGAAAGAGCAAGCAGGUCUUGCACGGCCAGGCGCCUCAAAUAACAGUUUACGUUUACCGAUAUCGCCAUUCCACCGCACUCCGAGCACACCAUCGCUCUCAACAGAGUUCUUCUCGGAGCCGUCGGCCACCAAGGAGUCGUUGGCUGAUCUGUGGACGGGUUUCCUUGAGCGGAGCGCGGAGGAGGGGUCUAGGAAUGGUAGCAGAAGCGGAAGCGUGAGCAGCAGCAUAGCCCAAAGGCCAGAGACUAAGGGCUAG
Molecule: messenger RNA, 1803 nt
Organism: Venustampulla echinocandica
Lineage: Eukaryota; Fungi; Ascomycota; Leotiomycetes; Helotiales; Pleuroascaceae
Exons: 4
Coding region: 1-1803 (600 amino acids)
Biological process (GO): endoplasmic reticulum to Golgi vesicle-mediated transport; Golgi organization
Cellular component (GO): Golgi apparatus
Molecular function (GO): small GTPase binding
Source: RefSeq, a predicted model, not a curated record